AUGGCCAUCCAAGUCUCUUGCAUUCUCGUCAUCUCACACUUCUUUCACAUUUUGCUCAAGGCACUGGGUCAACCAGGUCCCAUUGCUCAGAUCCUAGCUGGUUUGGUGUUAGGUCCUUCGGGAUUGUGUAACAUAAAAGAAGUAAAGAAUUACUUCUUACCGGCGUCAGCUGCACAAUACUACGAGAUGUUCGGGUUCUUCUGCCGCAUCCUCUUCAUGUUCUUGUUUGGUUUGGAGGUGGACAUUGCUUAUAUUAGGCGAAACAUUCGUGUUGUGUGCACAAUUGCAUGCGGUGGUGCCUCAAUAGGAGCCAUUUUUGGGUUGGUCUCCUCCUUCUUUUUGAGUAGUCACUUUUUGGAAAAACCCUCUGGCAAGGCAUAUUAUGUUUUAUCCAUGAUGUUAUUUGUAGCCUACUCCGCCACCCCAGUCGUGAACCGUCUAGCAGCAGAGUUGAAAUUCGCAACCUCAGACAUUGGACGCUUGGCGGUGUCUUCUGCACUGGUCACUGAGCUUGCUUGCUUACUGGUAUUCAAUUUCAUGAGCUUGUGCACGUCAGGGAAAAUGGUAGGAAACGCCUUCUUAAUCCUAGUAGGGUUGGUGCUUGUGCUCGUUGCUUUUAGGUACUUAGCUACAUGGUUAAACAAACGCAUCAAUAACCACAAGUACCUUAGAAACCCUGAGGUGUUCCUCAUACUGUCGGUUCUAAUAGGGACUUCUAUGCUGAUCGAAUUGGCCAACUUCAAUAGCAUCAUAGCUUGCUUUCUCGCUGGCGUGGCAUUCCCCAAAGAAGGGAAAACGGCAAGAACAUUACUGCAUAAACUCACUUACUCCGUUCACAACUUUGUUCUUCCUGUUUAUUUUGGGUACAUCGGGUUCCAAUUCGAUGGGGCUUAUUUUGGUAACCUAACCAACAUAUUGAUUGUUCUCAUUCUGGUGCUGUUGUGCAUCAGCAGCAAGAUUGGUGGCGUUCUUGCAGUUUGCCACUAUUUGAAGAUUCCACUCAGUGAAGGGUUCUUCCUUGCUUUUGUAUUGAACUUGAAGGGCCAUGCUGAUCUAUUAUUCAUCGGCAGCGCGGGCAAACAACUAUUUGAAUGGACCCCUGUGGCUUACAAUUUGUUAGUAAUGACAAUCGUUAUUAGCACUGUAAUAUCAGGGCCAAUGGUGGCUAUCCUAAUGAAUAAAGAUUAUCAACUAUUCGCUCACACACGCACCACUGUGAGUACUGAACUAGAAAAGCCUGAGAAUGAGCUUCGAGUGCUGGGAUGCGUGUAUGGACCUCGUCAUGUAAACGCUAUACUAUCGGUUAUUGCAACACUUAGAGGUCCUCAAACAGCACCCAUAAUGCCCUACCUGGCUCACCUGAUCGAGCUACAACGAAAACGCAGAACCAAUGUGUCGUAUCAUGAGCUCGAAGAUAAUGAAAUGAGCGAUGAGGAUGAGUACGGUGGUAAUGACGUAGUGGAAAUCCACAGAACAGUUGACACCUUCACUGUAGAUACCAGCAUUCUAAUCAACAUGAUCAAAGCUGUGUCAACUUUAUCUGGCCUGUAUGAGGAUGUGUGCACUGCUGCUGAGGAUUUGCGCACGACUAUCAUCCUGCUGCCGUUUCAUAAGCAUCAGCGCAUUGAUGGGAAGAUGGAGACUGGAAAAGAAGCUGUGAGGACGACGAACCAGAAGAUUCUUCGGCAUGCGCCUAGUACUGUUGGGAUUAUUGUAGAGAAAGGGCUAGCUGGGGCAUUAGGGUUCUCGCAGCUCACUAGGGUGGACACUGUUCAACAUGUUGCGACUCUUUUUUUUGGAGGGCCUGAUGAUCGUGAAGCUAUUGCAUGGAGUACUCGAAUCGCAAAUCAUACGAAGAUAAAUUUGACGGUGAUUAGAUUUCUGCCUAGAGAAUCAUCAAACCCAAGGAAUAUGAAGGUAAACUCAGAGAAGCAGGGAAAGGAUGACAUUGAGGUCUUCAUGGCGUUGUCAAGUUUGGAAAUGGGCAAUGACAUUGACAAUUCUUUUCUCAAUGACUUCUAUAACGGGUAUGUUGCAUCAGGUAAAGUUGGAUACGUUGAGAAGUAUACAAACAGUGGGGCAGAAACAGUGGCAGCUCUACGAGACAUUGGGGACUUGUACACGCUGUUUAUAGUAGGGCGGGGUGGGAGAGGGCACUCACCAUUGACCACACAGAUGAGUGAUUGGGAAGAAUGUCCAGAACUAGGAACUGUUGGAGAUCUCUUGGCUUCUUCAGAUUUCAACGUCAAUGGUUCAAUUUUGGUAGUUCAACAACAUAGACACACGAAGAAAGACCUUAUAGAUGAUUAG
Fragaria vesca subsp. vesca is the source of this 2310-nucleotide messenger RNA. RefSeq names its product cation/H(+) antiporter 1-like. NCBI's taxonomy places the organism in Eukaryota, Viridiplantae, Streptophyta, Magnoliopsida, Rosales, Rosaceae. Gene Ontology annotation, cellular component: membrane; endomembrane system. Gene Ontology annotation, molecular function: antiporter activity. The transcript is spliced from 4 exons. Gene Ontology annotation, biological process: regulation of pH; proton transmembrane transport. The record is from RefSeq and is a predicted model, not a curated record. The coding region runs from base 1 to 2310 and encodes 769 amino acids.